Molecule: messenger RNA, 546 nt
Organism: Acanthamoeba castellanii str. Neff
Lineage: Eukaryota; Discosea; Longamoebia; Acanthamoebidae
Exons: 1
Coding region: 1-546 (181 amino acids)
Source: RefSeq, a predicted model, not a curated record
AUGCACAUGGCUGCAGCUUGUGCUGGACGCAACCCUGACAACUGCUGCUUGAUCCUGCUGAUCUUCUACACUGAUGGUUUCAGCCACCAGCAGACUUGGCCCAAGAGCAUUGACACCAUCUACAUGAACCCCAACUGUUUUUCUCAGCCUGGCAUGGCGUUGGCUUUGAGUUUGAUAGGUGGCAAGAUGGCAAGUGUGCAGGUUCUCAAGAUAUUGCUGCUUGGCCUCAUUGACAAGGACAAGCUCAAGUGUUGGAAACAACACAUUGAUAUCAUUGACUUCCUCAAGCAGCCAGGAUUCUCCAAGGUGGAUCUCAGGCAGUUGACCAAGAUGGUCAACAGGUGGAAGAAGGAUUUCUACUCAAUCUACAGGGGCCAGGUGGUGCAAGAGAGUGGCUCAAGAUUGAGUGGAGUGCAGCCAAGCUUUGAGCUUCCCAACCUCAAGAUGAUCAAUUGGGCUGAGCAGAUUUGGUUUCUCAGGCCCCCCUGGCUUCAAUCAACUGGCUUGUGGGAGUGCAAGCACCAGGACUGCAAGAUGACAAUGUGA